AGCGCAAGGCCAUUCGAAUAUUUUUGGGUGUCACCUCCACCACCUCCCCGGGCUGCAGCAGCCAGAUACAACAUUCAGGAGCAGAGACACUGCAGCCGGAGCAGCAGCACAAGCAGCAGCAGCAACAACAGCACAGGCACCAACAGCUGCAGCACAAGCAGCCGCAGCAGCAGUGCAAGCAGCAGCAGCAGCAGCACAAGCAGCCGCAGCAACAGCACAAGCAGCAGCAGCAGCGCAAGCAGCAGCAGCAGCAGCAGCAGCAGCACAAGCAGCCGCAGCAGCAGCAGCAGCAGCAGCAGGAGGAAGAGUAA
Molecule: messenger RNA, 311 nt
Organism: Eimeria acervulina
Lineage: Eukaryota; Apicomplexa; Conoidasida; Eucoccidiorida; Eimeriidae
Exons: 1
Source: RefSeq, a predicted model, not a curated record